Messenger RNA from Cooperia oncophora, 225 nucleotides. NCBI's taxonomy places the organism in Eukaryota, Metazoa, Nematoda, Chromadorea, Rhabditida, Trichostrongylidae. The record is from the annotation of a GenBank genome assembly.
AUGAGAUCACCGCAGUCAUUGCUCCUGUUGUUCAAAAGGAGGCACUCCUAUAUCACAACACCGAUUUUUUACGCCAAUGCCGCACCUCACAUUGGACAUCUUUACACCGCUGUCCUGUCAGACGCUGCUAGUCGUUGGCAGAAGUUGAGAGAUCCGGACGGUGUCCAUACAUUUGUCUCAGGCACUGAUGAACAUGGAAUCAAGGUGAUGUUUCCUGCAUGUUAA